Paramecium pentaurelia is the source of this 2784-nucleotide messenger RNA. The record is from the annotation of a GenBank genome assembly. NCBI's taxonomy places the organism in Eukaryota, Ciliophora, Oligohymenophorea, Peniculida, Parameciidae.
AUGAUCAUUAGUCAAAUAAGUAACAAUGAGGAUUGUCCUGAACCUUUAGAAACUAAUAUAAAUAAGAGUUCAAAAGUAUUAUUGUGGGGUAGAAGAACUCAACAUCAUAGCUUUGGGAUAGAGAAUCCUAUUUGGAAAUACAAAGCAUUGAGAAUAAUACUUAUAGUUUCUAGAUUUAUUGUUCUAAUAACUAGAUAGAUUACACGAAAGGAUAUGAGUCUUUUCACUAAACAAGAAUUCAAUUUAAUUAAGGAUAAGGCAGCUGACUAUAAUUUUUACAAAUAUUAAGGAUUAUUGCCAAAAGAUAAACCCUCAUAAAUCUUACUCAAAUUAAAUAAUUGGUUUUCUUGCAUAUUAUGUAAAUUUAAAUAAUAAUGAGAGAACAUCAUAGUUAAUUUUUAAGUAAUAAUGUAAGAAAAUGGUUAUUGAAACCAGAUGACACUAUCAUAAUCAUAUGGAAUAUUUACUUGAUUUUGAUAGUAACAAUAAAUGUGUUUUAUGUGUCUUUACGUAUUUCAUUUCCAGAAAUAGUUGACUUUCCUUUAAAAAGUAAAGAAUUCUUUUUUGAAUAAUUACCUGUUUAUUCAUUUCUUUUAGAAAUUAUCUUGAAAUUCAAUACUUGUAUUUAUAAUAAAGGUAUACUAAUAACAAAUAGAGCAAAGAUUGUUAAAUUUUAUUGCAUAGAAGGUUAAUGGAUAUUAAUAUUAGAUAGGUUUUUUAAUUGAUUUAUUUUUGGUUGUUCCUUUCUUUAUAGGAUAACAAUUUGAUUUUAGAUACUUUGAUUUUGUGAUCAUUUUGAAAGUAUUCUAGUUAUCUAGUUUAUUUUCAUCACUUUUUAAUCGUUUAGAAUUGUCAAAUAGAUAAACGGCAUUAUUCGAUUUAUUUAAAAUGAUGUAUGCAUAUAAAUAUGCACUAGAUCUUUUAUGAUUCUAGUAGCUCAUUUUUCAGCCUGUAUUUGGCAUAUUAUAGGACAAUGGGGUGAAUGGGGUAAUCAUGAAGGCAAGACAUGGUUGAAAGUAGCUAAUUUAUAGAAUGAAUCAUGGUUAGAUAGAUAUGUAGUAUCAUUUUAUUGGAGUAUUGUUACAAUGACAACAAUUGGAUAUGGAGAUAUAACACCUGUUAAUUUGACUGAAAGAAUCUUUGUAAUAUUUAUGACUAUGAUUUCAUCUGCAACAUUUGCAUAUACUGUAAAUAAUAUUGGUGGUAUAUUCCAAGAUUUUUCAAAAUAAUCAGUUCAUUUAAAAAAUAAUAUGAAUUAAUUAAAUAGAUAUUUAAAAAGUUAAAAUGUAUCUGAUGAUCUUUAAAUUAAAUUUAGAAGAUAUUUUGAAUAUUUGUGGAGUAAACCCUCUUAAAAAGUAAUAUAAUUUUCAGAUUUAAUUCCUAAAAGUUUAAAAGAUCAAAUGAUUGUAGAUGUUAAUGCUAAAAUAUUAAAUUAAUUAUCAUUUUUUAAGAAUUUUAGUUAACCUUUAUAGAAUAAAUUAUGUAUGUAUUUAGAAGAAAGAUAAAUACAAUCUGAUGAUUAUCUUUUUAAAAGGAAUAAUAAAUCAUCUUAUUUAUUUAUUCUUGUAACAGGAGAAAUUAAAUUAGUAUUAACACUAAAUGAUUAACCAAGAUUGUUAUAAAAGAUAAGUAAUCCAUCCUUUAUUGGAUAAUUAGAUUUCUUUUCCAAAAGAUCUUAUUCUUAUGAUGCUGUAGCUUCAAAGACUACUAAAGUUCUAUAGAUUUCAAGAGACUAAUUACACAAUGUCUUUAAGGAUCACCCUUCUGAUUAUGUAUAUAUAUAUUGAAAUCUAUUACUUAUAGGAGAUAUUCUAGUAGAUAACAGAUGAUAUAGCAUAAAAUUUAAAUUUAAAAGUAAUUUAAAUAAAAUGUAAUACAUGUCAAAGUGAUUCUCAUUUUACAAAUACUUGUCCAUCAUUAUUUGGAAUACCUAAUAGAAUCAAAACUUUAUACAAUUACAGAAGAUUCACUCCUGUUGAUAGAACACCUAAAUAUAUUAGACAUAAUCAUACAAGGAAAAUGUAUGCAUUGAAACAUCAUUUCAUUGUUUUAGAAAGUGUUUUAAAUUACAUGAUGAAAAAUGAAGAUCUUGUUUAAAUAGAAGAGAUAAAGGAAUUAUAAUAAUAACAUGGUAUUCAUUUUGGAAAUCAAUAUACUUUUAAUCAGAUUCCAUAGACUACUUUGUAGAUGAAUACAUAGGGAAAAGCUUCUUUAUCUUAAAGAAUUUAGCUUUCUAUAGAUGAAUCUUCUCCUAGGACAUUUAGGUUUUGUUAGUAGAAUAAUUAAUAUCUAAAUACAACAGGGUUAAAAAAUAAUAGAAAGACAUCUAUAAAUUAUGGAUCUUAGGCAGAGUUGCCUGAAGAAGAAGUACCUGUAUAUGAGAAGAUUAUGAAGAAAGGAGGGAAUGAGUCUUUAUGUGUUAUGAAUGAGUAAGGAUAUUAAUAGGUAUUGUAAGUACCCUAAUUAUAAAUAAAUUAAGUAGUGAGAAGAAAAUCAGUAAAAUUAAAGUUAGAUGAUAGUUCUGAAGAUGAAGAAGAAGAUGAAGAUAAGAUUUUAGGAUAAUACAUAGAUAUAUUUUAGCAAUUCGAGAGAGUUAGUGAAUUUAGCAAUUAUAAUCCUCAUAAUAAUAUUUCAUAAGUAGUGGCUAAAGUAUGAUAUUCAUGCUUUUCGUAGUUUCAGGAAAAAAGAAUGAUAUUCUAGAGAUAAACAAAGAAACGAAAGAGUCGUAGAUAAGAAACCUUAUUGCAUUUAUUAAAGUAAGCCUAAGGGAAAUAAAGAUUAUGA